Molecule: messenger RNA, 1935 nt
Organism: Bursaphelenchus okinawaensis
Lineage: Eukaryota; Metazoa; Nematoda; Chromadorea; Rhabditida; Aphelenchoididae
Source: the annotation of a GenBank genome assembly
AUGGAUUCAGACGCUCAGAAUGAAUCAGAUUCUCAAAUGCCAAGCAGCAGCACUAGUCAAAGCGUGCAUAGAAAUAGUAUCUUUUCAUGUAAAGUUUGUGGAGCCCCUUCGCAUGGUGAACUUUUUGGUGUAAUUGUAUGUAGAGCGUGUAAGCCUAUAAUAAACAUUUACAACUUUAGUGUAAUAUAAAUUUAUAAUUUUAAUUAAAAGCUUGCAAAAAAUAAAUUUGUUUUAGCCUUCAUUUACUAAGCUUAAAACAUUUAAGGCGGUGCAUUUUUCCGAAGAACAGUAGCAGAACACAAAGUGUACAAGUGCAACCAUCCUAAGCGGCAUUCCAUAGACACUAGUAAGUCUUUCAACCGUAACAGUCGAAAAAAAACCUUUUAAAAACCUCCACAUGAAACCAUAUAAUGACUACAAUAGCUUAUCCACAAAACGUAUAACCUCAAACUAAAAUAAGGGUUUAUUAAUUUUAAAAUCACUUCAGAAGCAAGAAAUUUUUGCCGAAAAUGUCGCUACGACAAAUGUUUAGCUGUUGGAAUGCAGGCUGAAAGUAAGUUGUCUUUUAAUGAAAUCAAAUUUUACAUUUUUAAAUUUAGGGGUACGUCCAUAAUAAUAAAAAUUUAGAAGUUCAAUUAAUCCGUGACAAAAAUCGAAACACAAUCACAACAACACCCACAAAACGAGCUCACCGUUCCCUUACACAAACAUCAUUACCUCCAACACCAAAUGAAAUAUCAAGCGUACUAGGAAAACUGAUGGACGGCUAUGAAUUUUAUAAGAAUGCCAGAAAUAGCGUGUUUGCCGGUUGGUUUCCGGAAUACACUUUUUCUGACCAGACUGCAAUGAUUGAAAUCCCAAUAUAUGAAAAGCUGACUCUUGACAAAGCUUUGAUACCUAAUCUUUACCUUAUGCAUAAAAAUUACUUUUGUUCGAGAUACCCUUUGGAUCCUAGUGUAAAAGUAAGUUAAUAAUAACUAAAACUUAAAAAUUUCUGUCACUCAAAGCUACUAUAAUUUGUGAAUCAAAAUAGCGCACAUAGCACUGAGCAAUGCUAUAAAUAAACUUUUAACUUACAGAAAGAGGUUGUCAGAGGUUUUUUGGAAAAGUUCGUCAACUUUGAAAAGGCCUACCUCACGUCAAUCCAUUUUCCUGACAAAAAUGACAAAAGAAUAGCCAACUCCAACUCACAUUAUAUUGUAUUUGACAAUGUCAAAUUUGAUGCAAAUGGUGCAAGCAAGGAAAUGAACCAGUAAGACCAUUUUGUUAUCAAGCUAUUUGACUUCUUUCAUCCUGCCCUAUUCUACCUACCCUCUUUACGUUGUCAUGGUCUAAAUUGCUACUAAUCAUGUGACCAAAAAUCUAAAUAUAUUUCGAUGCAUUAUAAAUUUAUUUUUAGGACAUUCAUGCCCUAUAGUGUACGACUAAAAAGAUUUUCUCAAAAAGUGACAACUCUUAAAUUAGACGAAACUGAAUUUAUCGCCGUUAUGGGCAUCGUCAACUGUGAAAACAGUAAGUAUACCAAUACAGUUUCUUGCCUUACCCUGCUCCUUCUAACCUUACUUUACCCUAACUUAGCCUUGUAUUAAUACUAGUCUUAUCAUAGCUCCAAUCUAACCCUAAACCAACCCUAUUAUACCUUAACCUACCUCCCCCCUUUAAAAAUUAUUUCCAGUCCACAAUCUAACCGGAUCAACACAAGCAAACGAAGACCGCGAUACCUUAUUCUACGAGCUACACUGCCAUUGCCAACAAAAACAAUCACAGAGUGCAAGCGUUAGAUAUGGCCAGAUUAUGUUAAUGCUGCGUGAUCUUGAAUAUCUUUCUCUUGCCUUUAUGGAAUGUAUGUAUAUUGGGAUUGUGUCUGAAGACCUAUACAAGUCUAAAGUCGAUAGUGUUAGAGGAAUGUUGGAACGAGUUGGAAUUUUUCGUUAG